Molecule: messenger RNA, 5462 nt
Organism: Frieseomelitta varia
Lineage: Eukaryota; Metazoa; Arthropoda; Insecta; Hymenoptera; Apidae
Gene: uex
Product: unextended protein
Exons: 14
Coding region: 20-3013 (997 amino acids)
Biological process (GO): magnesium ion homeostasis; transport
Cellular component (GO): plasma membrane
Molecular function (GO): transmembrane transporter activity
Source: RefSeq, a predicted model, not a curated record
AGUACUAGAUGAAGAUUGUAUGAAGUUGUCACGGUGCACUUGUCGCAUGAUGGCGCAACAUGUUGUCUGCUCAAGCACACCGGCAGCUCUUUUAUUACUUAUUUUUGUGAUAUCCAAUUUAGUAAGCGUUAAUACAUUUACGAAAGUGAAAGUAUCUGAUAAUUUAAAUGUCAAAUCAGUGAACGUCUUCAUUAAAAAGGACUCUGUCGCGGAAGAGAACGUGUCUUCUAGCUUUGGUUUCUUGAUUGAAGUUUUUGGCACCGGCCUCGAGAAUAAUAUAUCAUUACGUUGGUCACGUACGCUCGAUAAUUGCGAAUCAAAAAAUAAAUUAAGUGCAAUUUGGAUCUCACCGAAUGGCAGUCGGGCUAUAUAUAAGUUCGACAAAGUUCCUAAUUUUAAGGUUACCACGAUCUAUUUCUGUCUAAAAAUUGUCAGCACAUUCGGUGAAAUAUGGACCAAUCUUGGAAGCAAUUUUACUAUCAGAUCGCCAAUACAAUCAAAAAAAUAUUUUCGUAUGCGUCGUGCCAAUUUGUUAUCCAGUGUCAAUGAUGACCCCAAAAAUCUAUUGACUCAACAAAUCCAUACAGAUGUGUUUAUUGAGGGUCUGAGAAUAGAGAUAUCAGAAAAGGACCCUAGUUAUAGAGAGGAUGGUAUUCCAGAAAUACUUGCUGGAAGUAAGACAGUUAUAAGAUUAUUUGGCUUUGGUUUCACGGAAGAUACUUGGAUUACUUUUACUGAUGAACCUGCCGAAAGGGGUAGUAUUUGCGAUAAGAUUAAAAGCAAUGCAUUUUUAAUGAAAAAUGUAAGAAAUAAUACUGCAACUGUUGAUGUGGUAUUACCACUUGGUUCACCUUUUUACAUAUGUGUAAAACAAGUAUAUGGGGAAGAAGGUUCAAACCUUUUACUUUUUAAACAUCAAGGCACUGAAUCAUGGAAAACUAUAUAUACAUAUGAAAAAUUCUUACCACUUUGGCUUAGUAUUUUAAUUAUUCUUAUGUGUCUUACUUUUUCUGCCUUAUUUUCUGGUUUGAAUUUGGGAUUAAUGGCAAUGGAUAGAACUGAAUUGAAGAUUCUUUGUAAUACUGGAACAGAAAAGGAAAAACAAUAUGCGAGAACAAUACAACCAGUGCGAAAUCAUGGGAAUUAUUUGUUAUGUUCAAUUUUAUUCUCCAAUGUUUUGGUGAAUUCAAUUUUUACUAUUUUGUUAGAUGAUUUAACUUCUGGAUUAGUUGCUGUUAUUUGCUCUACUCUAGCCAUUGUAAUUUUUGGUGAAAUUUCACCACAGGCCAUUUGCAGUAGACAUGGAUUGUGUAUUGGAGCAAAAACUAUUUAUAUCACAAAAUUAACUAUGAUAAUAACAUUUCCAUUGAGUUAUCCUAUUAGUAAACUUUUAGAUUUCCUUCUUGGAGAAGAAAUCGGCAAUGUGUAUAAUCGUGAACGAUUAAAGGAACUUGUAAGGGUAACAACAGGGUAUAAUGAUUUAGAAAAGGAUGAAGUGAAUAUUAUUGCUGGAGCAUUAGAAUUGCGGAAAAAAACUGUUACAGAUGUAAUGACAAAAAUUGAAGAUGUAUAUAUGUUGAAUUACAAUGCCAUUUUAGAUUUUGAAACAGUAUCAGAAAUUAUGAAAUCAGGUUUCUCUCGUAUACCAGUAUAUGAAGGUGUAAGAACAAAUAUUGUAACAAUGCUUUAUAUCAAAGAUCUUGCAUUUGUAGAUCCAGAUGAUAAUAUGCCACUAAAAACUUUAUGUCAAUUUUAUCAAAAUCCAUGCAACUUCAUUUUUGAAGAUGUUACACUGGACAUUAUGUUUAAACAAUUUAAAGAAGGUCAUAAAGGUCACAUGGCUUUUGUUCAAAGGGUUAAUAACGAAGGUGAAGGCGAUCCUUUUUAUGAAGUAAUAGGAUUAGUUACAUUAGAAGAUGUUAUAGAGGAAUUAAUUCAGGCUGAGAUCAUAGAUGAAACUGAUGUUUUUACGGAUAAUAAAACUAAGCGCAGAAGACAAGCUAGGCAUAAAAUACAAGAUUUUACCGUCUUUGCAGAGAAGAAAGAAAAUCAACGAAUUCAUAUAUCGCCUCAAUUAACAUUGGCUAUGUUUCAGUAUUUGUCUACAACUGUAGACGCUUUUAAGCCCGAUACAAUAUCGGAAACUAUUUUGCGUCGUUUACUUAAACAAGAUAUUAUUUAUCACAUCAAAGUGAAAUCACGCGAAAAAGCAAGAAAUGAUCCGGCAGCGGUAAUAUAUCAACAAGGAAAAGCGGUUGACUACUUCGUUUUAAUCCUAGAAGGUCGAGUUGAAGUUACAGUAGGAAAAGAGAAUAUGAUGUUCGAAAGUGGCCCAUUUACGUAUUUUGGUUCUCAAGCACUUACUGUUAAUGUUGGAAUUGCCGAAUCACCUACCAAUACAAAUCCUCAAACAGUGGGAAGCAUACAGUCGAUCAAUUUAGAUUCUAUGUUACGAUAUACAUUUGUUCCCGAUUAUACAGUACGAGCAGUGUCGGAAGUGUUCUAUGUUAAAAUUAAAAGAUCUUUAUAUUUGGCUGCAAAACGAGCCACGCUUCUAGAGAGAAGUCAGAAAGAUUCAUUACCCGGUCAGGAACAAUUUGACGACGAAGUAGAAAAGUUACUACAUUCUUUGGAUGAAGAUGAUCGUAGCAUGCCAGAAUCUCCAGUAUUGCCUAUUGACAAAGAAAAAGAAAGUAAAAACGAAAAGGAAAAAGAAAAAGAUAACGUGCAAUCACCUGUUCAUAGUGCAACUGCUCCAACUUCACCUGCUCCAGUCAGCGCUAGUCCAGUUACGCAUUCAAAAUUUAUCUCAUCUUAUAGUGAUCAUAAUGGAAAACUUAAAAAUUCGCCGGCAAAGGCAACGAUUGUAAUCAGCCCCAGUCAAACACAAGCUAAAUUAGAUUUAAAUACAGAGAUUCUGGCUCGUCAAGAAGCAAAUAGAGCCAUAUCAGCAAAAAAAUUAAUCGAAGACGAAGAAAGAACAAAUCUCCUGCCUAAAAAAGAAGACUCUUAACGUUCGGAGAAUAGUCGACAACAUGUAAAUGAGUCGACAUUAACACUGCAGGUAUCAAACAACGAAGAGCAGGAAAAACCUCUAUGACAUACAAUGCUAUCACGGCAUUAGGUACUUAACAAAUUACUUAAAUAUUUAUCGCAAAAAAAAUUGAUAGUUGAUCUUGUGUAUUUUAAGUUUUAAAUUCGUGGAAAGCAUCCAUGAUAUAUAUCCUAGUUCUAUAAAGUUAGUACGCUCAGGGAAGAUUGCCAAAAUUUCAGAUACUCAUAUAUAUUUAAUUCUUUUUGUAGUUUACGUAAACAAUUUAAUACGUAAUUAAAAUUUAAACCCAUGUUCAAUUGAUAAAUGUUGCAUAAUUUUUUCUUUUAUAUAUAUUUUAUAUCUUAAAAGAGCGGAACACUUAUUGAAGAUCGUAUAUUCAUUAUUGUAGAAAACUUCAUUUUUUAUUAUUUAUCACAAAAUGCAUAUAUAUUUUUCAACAUAUGAUUCUUAAACAUUUGUAAAUAUCACUCUACCAUGCAUUUUUUCAUAAAAACAAUACCUAUGAAAUGUGCAUUUUAUAUCGAUGAAAUACACAUUUACAUGACAUUUCUCAAUGAUUAUAUAUGAACAAUUGCCGUUGUUGUGCUUAUAUCCUAUAAAGUAAAGGAAGUUUUAAAAAAUUUAAACAAAAUAAUCAACAAAAUUUGCAAUUGUAUAAUUACAAUUAGAUUUUUUUUACAUUUCUUACAUUAUUAAAUUAAAAAAACUUUAGUCAAAAAUAUUAUAAUACAUGUAAUACAGUUAACAGCUUAUAGCUUCAAAUAUAAUUUUUUGAAUAUUAGAAAUUGGAGGAGAUUCUGCAAACUUUAAUCAAAAUUCAGCAAUUCAAUCAUAUCACUAAACAAUUUUGUAGUUUUUUUCUCGCAGUUGUAACCAUUACACUCUAGUAUAAUAUGCUUGGUGAAAAAUGGAAUUGCAUUGUUUGCAGAUAGGGGAUGAUGACUGUUCAGUAAAUAAUGAAUAUGAUAGCACUGUGUGGCCUAUCCUAAUUCUACUAAUUAAUUAAAUUGAGCUGUGUGAUUGAAUAUGCUUGAGAACAUAUGGGUUCAUGUGUUCCAUAUUUUUUUUAUAUGUCUUCUGACUGUUUUGAUGCUUUAUUAGCUUGUUUAUUCCCCUGAAUACCAACAUGUGAUAUUCAGAUUAUUUCAUGUUUUUUUCUUUGGUUGAAUUUGUCAUAUUGCUAAUUUUCUUUUUUUCUUUUUUUCAAGAAUCACCAUAACUUUCUCGUCUUUAGAAAGAGCUCUAUUAUAAAGGAUAUGUUCUUGAUACUAACUAUAAUUUCUCUAGAAGAAAGUGAUUUUAAUCUAUCUCGUUGUUGGCCUGAGUGUCAAAACAUCCAAUUGUGUUUGGUCCUUAAUCUCCUUCUAACAGUUUCCAUCUUAGACUCUAUUUUUUCAACACAGGACUAGACUGAUUAUAGAAAUAGUAAUUUCAGAUCUUGCUUCUGUUAAUUUUUGGAUCUUUGGUUUAGUGAGGACAGGUAGGGGCUUUGAUUCUUUUGCUGGGUCUGUUUUUUUAUGUGUAUAGAAAAUUCCCUUAGAGAAUUUUCUUUUUUAAAGAUACCUCUGAAGGCCUCAUCUAUUGAAUCAUCUUCAUCAAUCACCAUGAGUGAUUUGUUCAUCUAUGUAGUCUAAGUGGAUUCUAUUCAAAGAUGUAAUUAAAAUCUUGUUAUAAUAGAAGAUUUAAAAAAAACUUUGAAUGAAUAAUUCAACAUAUUUUUUAGAUGCAUAUGAAACAAUAUGUUUUUCCUCAGUUAUCUUGUAUUUCUUAAAUCAUAUUUCUUACACAAGUGUGAAUAGUGUAAAUAGAAGGAACAAAUUGUCCCCAUUUAUAAUGAAUUAUGAGACCUUCGAUGUAAAAAUACUAUGUAUUUUAUUCAGUGCCUUAAAAGAUUUAUAAACUCUGUUUAAUCGUGUUUAAUAAAUUGCAUUUUAAUAAGAAAUAGAUAUAAUUUUCAUAGUAAAUUCAAACUAUACAUUUAUCUAAAUUUAUUUACUAUGACAAAAUUCAAUUAAAUUAAAUUUCAACUUGAAAUAGAAUUCCUCCUUUUCAUAAACUUUCAUUCAUUUAUUACGUUUGUAUAACAUGAAUAGUUGUGUGUAUUUAGAAAAAAAAAAAAAUGUUGAGCGAUAACACAAUGGUACAAUCCCUACAGAAAAAUAGCGAAUUUCAAAGAGUUCGAUAUUUUAAUAAUAUAUGCCUAAUAUAUGCUUUUAUUCUAUUUUUUUCUCAAUUAUUAUAUUUUUAUUACUAUACAAAAAAGUAUAUCAAAUAUAAAGUUUCAUGUUCAACACUUGCACAUAUCUUCAUAUAAGUUCCAUAUAGAUUGGUAGUUUGAAAUAUUUUAUGAAUAGAAAUUUUUCUAAAUUUUAAAGCGUCUAUAAUUUAAUUAAACACUUAAAUAUCA